Molecule: messenger RNA, 1068 nt
Organism: Eucalyptus grandis
Lineage: Eukaryota; Viridiplantae; Streptophyta; Magnoliopsida; Myrtales; Myrtaceae
Product: putative adenylate cyclase regulatory protein
Exons: 2
Coding region: 138-941 (267 amino acids)
Source: RefSeq, a predicted model, not a curated record
AGGAGCUUCCAUCAACGCAAUUAAAGAGUUCAAAAUGCUCCCAACCGACGGACAUUGAAGAAUCGGAAUCACCACAAUCCCUAAACACGCCCUUCAAGUUGGAAGUCUUGGACGUCUCUGUCUGUGAAUCUAUCAAAAUGCUGGACGUUUCACAGUUUGUCCAUCUAAGGACAUUAGAUGUCCGCAAUAGUUCGAAGCUACUUGAAGUUCGAGGUCUUGACAAAUUGAUGUAUUUGGAAAGCUUGACUAUCGAAUCCCGGAAUUCAAUCAAACGGUUGGACCUUCCAAAAUUCGGGUGUCUGAAGAAAUUGAAUGUUGACGAGUCCGACGAAUUCUUAGACGAGUACAACACAUUAGCCGAAAUUCAAGGCCUUGAUAGAUCGGAGUUUUUGGAAAGGCUAGAUAUCGAAUAUUGUGUUUCAAUUGGAAGGCUAGACCUUCCAAAAUUCGGGAUGCUAAAGAAAUUAGAGGCUCGACAUUGCAAAAAAUUAGCCGAAAUUCAAGGGCUCGAUAGUUUGGAGUAUUUGGAAAGUCUAGAUAUCUCUAGAUGCACUUCGAUUGGAAGGCUAGACCUUCCAAAAUCCGGAAGUAUGAAGAGAGUAAAUGUUGGUUGGUGCAAGAAAUUAGCUGAAAUUCAUGGCCUCGAUAGGUUGGAGUCCUUGGAAAUACUAGAAAUCUCUUGGUGCACUUCAAUUGAAAGGCUACUCCUUCCAAAGUCCGGGAGUCCGAAGAGAUUAGAAGCUAGAGACUGCAAAAACUUGGUUGAAAUUCGGGGCCUCGAUAGUUUGGAGUUUUUGGAAAAAUUGAAUAUCAUUGGAUGCAAGUCGCUCAAAACGAUUCUGGAAUUAUCUGGAACGCAGAUUUAUCGAUAUUAUCAGAUUACAAAUGGCAGAUAUUUCGAACUAUGUCCAUACUGUACGGACGACUCGGAUGUGGAAUAGACCGGAAGGAUCCACAUUUUCUAUUGAAGGUAUAUAAAGCAGAUUUAGAUAAUCGUCUCAAUCUAGAAAUGCCAAAUGCAAGCACAAGCUCUUCUCCUAGUGGUGUGGCUGUGAUGAACUAGCAAAC